UGAGAAACCCUACCGUUAAUUAGGAGUAGUUUAUAAAUCAUGUUCACGAACCGAACCCAACAUGAAUUUAACUAUUAGCUUCCAAUGGUUCUGGUUCCUAAGUCCUCUCUGUGCGUAGUUGCCGGCCAAUUAGAACCUCUCUGUUCACACUAAUAUCCCAAAAACUGCAUAGGAAGACACAAUUCAGCUAUUUGACGAAGCUUGGAAAAGACUGAUCAGAUUGGAUUAGAUCAUGGAGACAGAAAAAAACGCAGACCUAAAACUAGAAGAGCCAGAAGAAGAAGGGUCGGAGCUUGUUCUCUUUCAAGUAUCAGAAAGCUAUGUUUACUUGAUACCUCCCAGAAAAAGUUCAGCUUCAUACAGAGCUGAUGAGUGGGAUGUGAACAAGUGGGCGUGGGAGGGCAGACUAAAGGUUAUAAGCAAAGGAGAGGAAUGCAUAAUUAGACUUGAGGACAAGGCAACAGGUGAACUAUAUGCUCGGGCUUUUCUGAGAGAUGGGGAACCUCAUCCAGUAGAGCCUGUGAUUGAUAGUAGCAGAUACUUUGUUCUCCGGGUAGAAGAGAAUAUUGGAGGUCGGCUUAGGCAUGCUUUUGUUGGCAUUGGAUUCCGGGAAAGACCGGAAGCUUAUGAUUUCCAAGCUGCCCUUCAUGACCAUAUGAAGUAUGUAAACAAGAAGAAAACUGCUGAAGAGAUGGAACAACAAUUCCAGAAGAUGUCGUCAACUGAUUACAGUCUGAAAGAAGGGGAGACUCUUGUACUUGAAAUAAAAAAUAAAGCGGGAGGUGGCGGGACGAUAAAGUCAAAGUUCUUUGAACAAGGUUUGAAUCAUCUGUCAUUAGAGGAAAGAGGCAACCAAAAAGAGAGCGCUAUUUUAAUUAAACCCCCACCCCCGCCCCCAACACCCAUCGGCACUGUGGACAAUUCUCCACCCAUCUUUAGUCUUGAACAUCAAUCGGGGAUGCCUCUAAAUCUAAGACCGCUGGAUGUUAAAGAUGAUGAUGAUGAUUUUGGGGAUUUUCAAGCAGCUGGGUAGUAAUCACAAUAACAAUAAUAAUGAAUGUGGGGUCUCAUAUCUGUAUUCUUAGAACGUCUGGAUUUAUUCACAUUUGAUUUGAUGAAUGCCUUUUUGUAGCCUGGAUAACACACAUACAUUCGAAUAAAAUUCUCAAAAGUGCUUAUUAGUUAGGAUGAUGAUUACAUGUGAAUCUCAUAUUGAUAAAUGACAACUAAGGUUUCAUGUGGAUCAAUAAGACAUUAUAGUUACAUGUGAAUUUCAUAUUGAUGACUAAAGUUUCGUAGCCCGUCAUUUUUGGACA
Messenger RNA from Cuscuta europaea, 1316 nucleotides. The record is from the annotation of a GenBank genome assembly. Lineage: Eukaryota; Viridiplantae; Streptophyta; Magnoliopsida; Solanales; Convolvulaceae.